Messenger RNA from Ricinus communis (castor bean), 1732 nucleotides. RefSeq names its product protein TRIGALACTOSYLDIACYLGLYCEROL 4, chloroplastic. Gene Ontology annotation, cellular component: chloroplast envelope. The transcript is spliced from 5 exons. The record is from RefSeq and is a predicted model, not a curated record. Gene Ontology annotation, biological process: ER to chloroplast lipid transport; acylglycerol transport. Bases 213 to 1613 code for a protein of 466 amino acids. NCBI's taxonomy places the organism in Eukaryota, Viridiplantae, Streptophyta, Magnoliopsida, Malpighiales, Euphorbiaceae. Gene Ontology annotation, molecular function: phosphatidic acid binding.
AGGGUUAGCAAAGAGCGAAGCGGGAGGAUGACCUCAUCCUCCUAUCCAAGAAUAAAACGGCAGCGUCUCUCAUAAUAUGUCUGUCUGGUAAAAGAAGGAGAAGCAAAUGGACUUUGAAAAUGGAAAAAAAAGAGUAAUUGAGAAGCAGGAGCAGGAAGGAGUUGAGUUCGGAACCGAAUGUUGAGUAGUGAAAAAUCGCUAAGAGAAGCGAAAUGAAGAAGCUGGGAUGGGCAAUGGAUGGUGGUUUUUGGGAUGUGGACGUGUCGACACCCGUAACCCUGGAAGGAGUGGCUCGUCCGGUGCCCGGAGACCCACUUCCACUUGGGAUUUCCAGAGGAACUAAGCUUUCCAGGCCAAAGCAGCUUCAUUUCUUCCAGCGCUUCAUGUCUUCUCCCUUUAUCCCCUCUUUUUCUUCUCAUCGACAUGGACAUGGCUUUUCUCUCCAAAGCGUUCUUGCUUUCCCCACCUUCUCUCAAAAUUGGUUCGGUACGUUGCUAGGUCAAUUCAAUUUCCAAAAGUUUGUGUCCGAGAGUGGCGCUUCUUUGCGAUCCUCUUCUUCCUCCCUCAACACAAUUGGUAGACAACUCUGCGAUGCAUCCCUAUACGCACUUGGUUUCUCUUCUGAGCUCUCGUUCACUCCUGAUGAUACUCUCCUCUUCAAUUUUAAUACUCACGGUGAUGCUACUAGAAAUUCCCGUAAGAAAGCUGUUCUUCAUCACAAGUUCCCUAAUCACAAUUUGACCCUGGAAGCAGUUUCUCCUGCAUUGUUUAUCGACAGCUCUGAUAAUUAUUGGGAUGUACCUUUCUCCAUGGCCAUCGACCUCGCUUCUCUUCCUUCUGACUCUGGUCCAAGUUACCAUUUCUGCAUGCACCAUAAUGCUGGCGAUCCAAAGCUUUUUGGAGGUGGCCAUACCUUAGCUGUUCCUGCCCCACUGCUUCCUGGUUUCUCUUUCAAAUCCGCCUUUGCCUUCAAGAAAAAUAUUGACAUUUGGAGAAGCAAAGCUCCCAAAUUGAAGAUGGUCCAACCCUUUGAUUUGUUUAUUUCAAAUCCUCAUAUUUCAGCAUCAGGGAUCGUUGGUGCCACCAUGACAGCCUAUAUUGGAGAUAAUUCAGUUAGGUGCCAAGAAGUAGAUCGUUUUCAGAGUUUCACAGGCUUAUCUCUUCGAGCUAUUGCACCAAAAUCCGCCUUGUUGGCUGAUAUGUUUUCAUCCGUUUCACUUACGGCUCAGCAUGGAAACUUCCAAAGACUAUUUCUAGAUCUUACUCGAUGUCAUCUACGUUUAGAUUUUCCUUCUGGCUCCAAAUUUCUUUCUGGUGCUGCUAAAUUAGCACAAGACUUUUUCAAUUCUCAACAGCCAUCUAUGGAAACAAUUAAGGCAAUUUGCCCCAACGCAACUAUUUCUCUUCAACAGCAGAUUGCUGGACCUUUCAGUUUUAGAGUUGAUUCUGGAGUUGCAAUUGACCGGAGGAAAAAAGAUUGGGACAUGCACAUGCAUGAUCCAGUAUUUGCCGUCGAGUAUGCAUUACAGGUCCUUGGUUCAGCAAAGGCUAUUGCUUGGUAUUGCCCAAAGCAAAAGGAAUUCAUGGUAGAACUAAGAUUCUUUGAGACAUAAAUUCUGUAUCUUUUAUUAAACAGAAGACGUAACUUUAUUAAAAUGUAUGUUCAACAAUUCUUUUCUUGUUCUGGAUGGAUACCUAUUCUACCAAAAAGUAAAGUAGAAGGUUGCUUGGA